AUGGCAGCCUCCAUGUGCAACGUGAGUGUUCUUCGUCGACAGUUGUUUUCAUCGGUACAAAAGAAAUCAUGUUGUCAUUAUCAUCUUGUAGGAAGACUUUGUUCAAGUAUAGCAGAAAGAGACGACAUUGAUCAUAAAGACAAAGAAGCAACAUUCCAGUCCCGUGUGGCAGACGAAGACGACUAUUUUGGUGUGUCGAUUCCAGAAGACAGGUGGUCUGUACCUCGAUCAUCAUCUCUCUCUGAAAAGGAAUUAUUCGAAAAAUAUCAGGCAGGUAGAUUAAGCGAAAAUGAAACAUACAACAUGCAAUUUGUAAACUUGCGGUUUGGAAGGAUGCGUUUCGAUAACGUGACAGAUUUAAAACAUCAAAAAGAUGCGAGGAUGAAAUUUCAUGACUUAAAUCAAGUUGGUGUGAAAAAAGAUAUUUUGAAUACUAUGGCACGUAUUAACGACGGAAGAGAAACAUCGUAUUCGGAAGAAAGUUAUUAUGCUUCUCUUUUAGAUCAGUUCAAAAGUGAUUCGAAAUAUCGUGAGCCUUCUGUGGCGCAAGAUUUAGUUUCAAAGAGAUCUAGAUCAAGGACACGUAAAGCAGGGAAUGGAAAAGUUGAUUCCCUUCAGGUGAGUAAAUCAGGAGCGAUGGACAAUGUUGAAACUGAUCAGGAUGUGGAAGGAAAGACAUCACCAUAUCAUACUGCUACACCUACUACGGUUGAAUAUGGUGAUGAAAAAUUGACAGUUUCAAAUGAAGCUAACGAUGAAAGUUCUGAUAGAAAUAAUGGUGAUUUGAACUUUAUAGAUCAACAGUAUUUUCAAGGAGAUCUUGUUUCAAAUGAGGAAAUUAGCACCAAAGUUAAAGAUAGUGAUAGCUGUGAUUUGAACUUCAUAGAUCAACAGUAUUUUCAACAAGAUACAGUAUUAACAAAAGCUGAAAAAUCAGCCGGGUUAUUAAACUUUGAAUCGUCACAAGGAAAUCAUCCUAAUGAAGUUAUACCAGAACUAGAACCAGAUUUCUUGUUUUCUCAUGCAAAGAAAGAAAUAUCUUCGGAAAAGAACAGAACAUUUUCCGAUCAAGAAAUUAUAUCUUCUAGUGUAGAAACAGUUUCUCAUACUUAUCCGAAAGAUCAUACAGAAAAGCUGCAUCCAACUUCAAAGUCAAAAACGAUGAAAACCAAAGAAAACCCCAGAGCAAAGCCUGAGAAGAUAAAAACUGAAAAUUUUGACAGUGAAGUAUUAUCUUCCUACCAAGAGACUGCAAUUUCAAACCCCGAUCAGGUAUCUGAGAGUGCAACUCCAAAGAUUCAAAACUUGGAAACUGAAGGAGGCAGUACAAAAACAAGAUCUAGCGAUAUUAAUUUUAUUGAUCAACAGUUCUUUGGCGAGCACUUAUCUGAUGAUGAUUUGAAAACAUCCAUAAAUAGCGAAUUUUGGAAUGAUCAAGAAUCAGAUUUGAACUUUAUAGAUGAAAAAUAUUUCAAGGAAGCUGAAUCUACUCCUGAAAGGAAACCAAUUGAUUUGCUGACUCCAGACCAUGAAGGGCCUGAAAAUAAAGCGUCUGUAAGAGAUGUAAAACAUUCUGGUAAAGGAAAAAAAUCUAAAAAAAGGGAAAAAGAACUUAAUAGAACUGACAUGGAUAAGCGCAGUGAUCGUCUUUUUCAAUUUCAAGUUAUGGAUGACCUUGAAAGAGAUAGCUUAAUAAAAAGAAAACGUGCACUGUCCACAGGGAAGGAGAAUGAGACUGAAAAUUUGUCGAGCUCAGCUUAUGGCACAGUGCAGAAGCUACGAGGCAGUCAAGGAAUUAAUCUAGAAGGAGGGGCCCCUCUUCGUGACAGCAAAGGAAUGAAGGUUAUGAAAACUGUAGUUCCUCAACUCCAUAAAAUGACAACUGUUGAGAUUGUAAAUAUGAUCACCAGACACAUCUUGUAUGACAGUGAUGACAUUGUGGCCAUAUAUAAACCCUAUGGACUGCCUUCCCAUGGAGGCCCAGGUGUAGCCAUAAGUGUUGCACAACUUCAAGAGGAAAUUGGUCAAAAACUACCCAACAAAGCGGACAGUCUAUACAUGGUACACAGACUGGACAAGGACACCACUGGGGUAAUGCUUCUUGCCAGAACUCAGGAAAUGGCAGCAAAAUUAUCUCAAGCCUUCCGGGAACAGAAAGUGGUAAAAAAGUACUGGGCCAUCACUAAAGGGAUUCCUAAUCCAACAGAGGGUAUCAUUGAUAUCCCGAUGAUGGAAGGAACUGUUGACGGCAAGAGCAGGAUGGCCCUUAAGCUGAAUUUUUUGCCUGAUGGGAGGAUUGCCACGAAGUCAUCUGUAAAAACGUUUAAGGCCGAGACAUAUUACAAGGUUAAAGCUAGUCAUGAGAACACAGCCAUUGUCGAGUGUCUCCCACUUACAGGGGUACGACAUCAGCUCCGUGCUCACCUGUCAUUUGGAUUAAAUACGCCCAUCUUAGGAGAUCACAAGUACUCAAACCUCCUCAAGUUUGCUCCACAGAAACUGGACAAUAGGACACUUAAGAGACUUGGAGUACAACAAAGUAAAGUUCGCUACAUACCCUUGCAUCUACAUGCCAUGUCCAUCCUCAUACCUGAAUUUCUUAAUGGACGUAAUCUCUUUGUAACGAGCAACUUGCCUAAACAUUUCUGCAAGAGCAUGAGAUACCUCAAACUAAGUAUGAGAGGAAAAUGAAGACGAGAUGUAUUCUGUCUUUUCGCAAUACAGAGUUGUCUGCCCUUUAUAGCAGGUAUUGAUGAUUAUAUCAUUACUUUGCAGGCGAAAAUUAUUUCAUUUUCUUACGAAUUUGUAUAACAUUUCUCUCACAAGCAAAUGACACAUUAAUUAAUACCUGCUCAUAAAAAAUAACCCCGCCCCACGAAAAGGCAGAAUACAUCUUCUGCUAUCAAGGAUGAUUAAUGUUCUGCUUAGAAAUGAAAUUGUAUACAUUUAUGAUUUAAUAUCUUGAGGACAUAUAGACCAGUCAAAUCUCUAAGGAAAACAAAGAUUUUGAGGUAAAAUUGAAAUUUAAAUACAGGUCCUGUUUUGCUAAUAGAGAUCUGAGUACAAUUCAACCUUUAUACAGCCUGGUCUUUCAAGAUUUUUUUUUUUUUUUUUUUGUAAGAUUAGCUGUUGGUUCAAUGUUUUUGUGUAUACAUUCAACAGCUGAUUAUUAUUGACAA
Molecule: messenger RNA, 3179 nt
Organism: Ylistrum balloti
Lineage: Eukaryota; Metazoa; Mollusca; Bivalvia; Pectinida; Pectinidae
Exons: 9
Coding region: 1-2691 (896 amino acids)
Biological process (GO): pseudouridine synthesis
Molecular function (GO): RNA binding; pseudouridine synthase activity
Source: RefSeq, a predicted model, not a curated record